AUGGCGGAUGCAAGUUCAACUUCAAACGCUCACGGCUUCACUCAGCAAGAGUUCGUCAACUCUACGCCCCCAUCUGCGUCUUCGGGCUCUUCUUCGUCCGCAUUCCCAGAUACCCCCAACGAAGUCCCCCGGGAGUAUCUCAUGGCCUCGCCAUCUUCUGUUCUACCUUUUGCCGAGCAAGGUUUCCCCUUUCCUGUUCAGGAAGCAACUUCCGAUAUCUCCUUCAACCCCCUGACUGGCUUUAUACAGCCCCGGGGGUAUAUUCAGAAACACUUUCAAGGAGGCUACAACAACCAGGCUGCUCGCGUUGACAAUGAUGUACCCUCAUCUUCCUCCAAGCUCCCAGAAUUCGGCCAAUACUCAUCCUCUGCUCGUCUUGUUCGUGAACAGCGCCUAUCAACAUGUCUCAACAUCCUCCGCCAUAUUCAACGCACCCUCCGGCAACGCCACGAGGAGGCCACCCUGAAUCUCGCGCGUAUCCAACGUCUCACAGUGCAAACAACAUGGGAUCUCUUCUUUCAAAGUCCCCUGGACUUUAUGUGCCACGAGAUGGACAUUCUCACCGAUGCCACCACAAGAGCCAUUCUCUCCGAGGGCGGCGAUGUUCCACAGCGGCGCUCUGUUCGCGAUAGUGAAGAUUGGAUGCGGAAGCUGGAUGGGCUGCGAGAUUUGCGAGACGAUGAGCACGAUGCCAAGGAGAGAGUGCGCAAGAUCCUGGGACAGAUGCAAUAUGCAGACGAGAUUAUGGGAGUGGGAUUGAGGGAACAGGCAGCAGCACUGGAGAGAGGCGAUCUCAUGGCUGGUCAAUAUCGCAGGGCGUUUAAUUACGCCCAUCAAGAGGUGGAGGCGAUGGCAUCUUCGAAAGGCAAGGCUUCUGCCACAAUGAGCGCCUUUUUCAACUGGCCAUUGCCUGCCACGUCUCCGAACGGCGAUGAAGCUAGUAUCAACACUGGCGACAAUAGCAGUGGAUCCUCAGGACAGUGCCUUUCUGAAUGUUGUCGGGAUCAUUCGCCGUAA
Molecule: messenger RNA, 1017 nt
Organism: Trichoderma virens Gv29-8
Lineage: Eukaryota; Fungi; Ascomycota; Sordariomycetes; Hypocreales; Hypocreaceae
Exons: 1
Coding region: 1-1017 (338 amino acids)
Source: RefSeq, a predicted model, not a curated record